GUGUGAAUAUAUCUCACUUUUGUAGCUUGGUAAAAUGUCCAAAAGCAGCAAGGAUAAAAUUCCUAACUCUCCCAACACUUUGCUUCAUUACUUCGCUCGUUCGCCGGCGAGCGCGAAGAAAAUAACCAAUCCCUCAACUCCCACCAGUGCACUGGCAUCGAAGUCUGCCUCCAAAGUAAGCAGCGGUACACCGAAAGCUAAAUCGGCCAUAAAGAAGGAGCUUGAAGUAGUAAAGGAAGAAAAGAAGGCUGUAGUACCCACUGUAAAGGACGAUGAUGAUGACGAAGAGGAAAUCAUUAGUCGAAAGAAACGCCGUCGCGUCAUAGUAUUUGAUGACCCUGAAGAUGAUGAUGGCUCCGGAGAAAACGAGGAAAACCGACAGCACAAUAAUAAUAACGAUCACGAUGUAGAAACGGGAACAAAACGUUUCGAACUUUCGUCAUUCGAACGUCCGGACGAAGUAGAAGAAACUUCCAGCAAUGCGAAAAUCACAAAGAAAAAAUCACAAGAUGCUGAGGAGCGCGCCGAAGAGCAGCCGGAUGAACCCGUACAAAAAAAGAUCAAACUCGAGCCCGAAAACAAUGGGACGGAUGAGCUGAAAACCACUUUGGACGAGCCGACCGUGUGGGCUCAUCAAAAGUUGGAUUUCUUAAAGCCAAAUAAGAUCAAAGAUAUCCACGGUCAUCGUCCGGGACAUGAGAAGUACGAUGGUAGAACACUGUUCGUGCCAGAGUCCUUCAAAACCACACUCACACCGGCUAUGCAUCAAUGGUGGGAACUCAAAAGCAACAACUUUGACUGUGUACUGUUUUUCAAAGUUGGCAAGUUCUACGAGCUUUACCACAUGGACGCCGAGGUAGGUGUGAAGGAGCUCGGGUUUUCCUUCAUGAAGGGCGAGUUUGCCCACUCGGGUUUCCCGGAGCAGGCCUACGAUCGCAUGUCAACCACGCUCGUCGAAAAGGGCUACAAAGUGGCUCGCGUGGAACAAACGGAAACACCGGAAAUGAUGCAGGACAGGUGCAAAUCUAUGCGCUCCGUCACCAAGUUUGACCGAGUGGUUCGGCGCGAGAUAUGCCAGGUGACGCUGAAGGGUACGGAGGUGUUUGGCCAACAGGUGCGAAUAACGGCCAACCAUCAGCCCCGAUACAUGAUGGCCAUCGUGGAGUCAGCCGCCCGCCAAGCGUUAUCCGGUGCUCGGUAUGGUGUUUGUUUUAUCGACACGUCGAUUGGCCGGUUCCACGUCGGCGAGUUUGAGGACGACCAUCAACAGUCACGGUUGCUAACUUUGCUGUCGCACUAUCCGCCCGUACUUAUGCUUCACGAGCGCAAUAUCGGCACUAGUGGAACGCAGCGCAUAUUUAAAACACUAUUGGCGAACGUAAAACGUGAAGCUCUCACAAAUGAGAGUCAGUUUUGGUCCGGCGAAAAGACGCUAAAGUAUCUGGCGGAGAAUUUCUACGGUGGUUCAGCCAACGAAUCAUCCAAGUGGCCCCAAGUGCUUCGCACGCUCGUUGACGACACGGACAGCUUGGGGCUGACGCCGAAGGAAUCUCAUCAGCUCGCGCUGAAAGCUCUUGGAGGAUGCGUAUGGUAUCUGCAGCGUUGCUUGCUCGAUCAGCAGGUCCUCUCGUUGGCCUCCUUCGAAGAGUACGUUCCUCUAGAUGAGCAGAGAGGAAUCCUAUCCGGAAACGAUCGUAUCGCCGAUGCGAACGCCAAUCGAUACAUGGUGCUUGAUUCGAUCACGCUGAAUAAUUUGAAAGUUGUUGGAAUGGAAGGAUCGCUCAUCGAGAGGAUGGACCAUUGCUGCACAAAGUUCGGCAAGCGCCUGUUUCAUCACUGGGUGUGUGCACCGAGCUGCGAAAGGACGGUGAUCCUCGAACGCCAGGAAGCCGUUAGUGAGCUGAUUGAAAACGUCAGCCUAUUGCAGGACGUCCGUCAGGUGCUCGGGCAGCUGCCCGACCUGGAGCGACUGCUCGCACAAAUCCAUGGUUUCGGAAAUGCCAAAUGCAGCCGCAAUCAUCCCGCCGGUCGGGCCAUCCUGUACGAGGAGCAUUCGUACGGGAAGAAAAAGAUUGGCGAUUUUAUUGCCACACUGAAUGGGUUCCGCUCUCUACUUGCCCUACCGGAGCUCUUCUCUGGCGUCAACGCUAAGCUAUUGGUCCGCCUGACGCAAACACCCAGCACCAACGCAGAUGGAAGCUUUCCUAAGCACAUGGAGACGCAAAUAAAGUUCUUCGAUAAUGCGUUCGACCACGAGAAGGCAAUGCAGGGAGGCGUGAUUGCACCGGAGAAAGGCGUCGAUGAGGAGUACGACGCGGUCGAGCAGGAUAUCGAGUCGUUGAAGCGCGAACUGGAGGAAUACCGCGAAGAGCAGAGCAAGUACUUCGGCUGCAACGUGGUGUACUUUGGAAACGAUAAAAAGCGCUUCCAGCUGGAAGUGCCGGAAUCGCGAGCGAAGAAAGCAACCAGCGAGUACACCCUGGAGGGCACCAGAAAGGGCAAGAACGCCGUCAAGCGAUUCCACACCGAUGAAACGCGCCAGUUUCUCCGGCAAAUGAUGCAACUCGAAGACCGACGCAAAGCCGUCCUGAAGGAUCUGGCGAGGCGUAUCUUUGAAAAGUUCUCGCUCGAGUACGACAUGUGGAAGAGCUGCGUCGAGUUGGUGGCAACGCUUGACGUUCUCACCUCGCUGGCCGUAUAUGCUCGCUCCGAGGGAGCUGCGUGUGUGCCGGAACUGGUGGAAAAGAAACACGCCGGCCAACAGUCUCUCAUCGAACUGGAGGAAGGUAUUCAUCCGUGCAUCGGUGCGGACGCGGCCGAAAAUUACAUUCCAAACGGUAUCACCAUGGGUGCCGUCGAAAAAGAGAAUGGGGCAAGUCUGGUGCUGCUUACCGGACCCAACAUGGGUGGUAAGAGUACGCUGAUGCGUCAGGUCGGUCUGCUGGCAAUCAUGGCCCAGAUUGGUUCGCGCAUUCCUGCCCAAAGCUGCCGCAUGACGCUAAUCGAUCGAAUCUUCACAAGGCUUGGUGCAAGCGAUGAUAUUAUGGCCGGCCACAGCACGUUCUUGGUGGAGUUGAAUGAAACUUCCGCAAUUCUGAAGCACGCCACGCGCGACAGUCUGGUGUUGUUGGACGAGCUGGGCCGUGGAACCGCCACCUACGACGGUACGGCCGUUGCUGGUGCUGUGGUGCACUUUUUGGCCGACCUGAAGUGCAGAACCAUCUUCUCGACGCACUACCAUAAUCUGGUGGACAAUUUCCACGAUGAUCCACGUAUCACUCUCGGUCAUAUGGCCUGCAUGGUGGAGAAUGAAGAAAGUGAUGAUCCGACGCAGGAAACGGUAACGUUCCUCUAUCGGUACACCGACGGUGCGUGCCCAAAGUCGUACGGGUUCAACGCAGCAAAGCUUGCGGGAAUGCCGUCGGCUAUCAUUAAACGGGCUUAUGAGCUCUCUAAAACGGUGGAGGCUGAAGCGCUAAAGCGUAAAAUACUAAUGAAGCUGCUAACAAAACAACCUCAAGCUGAUAUUAAGGAUCUCGUCGUUAAGCUUAAAAGCUCCCGUUUUUAAUCCGAUCCGAAUUUCUGUCCUUCAAUUUUCUUGUUUUGCUAAUUUGUUUCCCCAAUAUUACUUGUAUACGUUUAGAAUUUAGUAUGUGCCAUAAGUACAAACACUUUUAAGUAAUAAACCAUUUUCUGAUGAACUCAAACGUAACUCAUGUAUCGGAA
Anopheles coustani is the source of this 3726-nucleotide messenger RNA. It is a transcript of the gene Msh6, whose product is annotated as probable DNA mismatch repair protein Msh6. The transcript has 4 exons. Gene Ontology annotation, cellular component: MutSalpha complex; nucleus. Gene Ontology annotation, molecular function: mismatched DNA binding; ATP binding; ATP-dependent DNA damage sensor activity. Bases 35 to 3568 code for a protein of 1177 amino acids. Gene Ontology annotation, biological process: mismatch repair. NCBI's taxonomy places the organism in Eukaryota, Metazoa, Arthropoda, Insecta, Diptera, Culicidae. The record is from RefSeq and is a predicted model, not a curated record.